AUGGAGGAGGCCAGAGCCUUGCUCGACCAGCUCAUGGGCCGCGAUAGAAACGUCUCUGCAGCGGAGAAAGUUAAAAGCGAGGAGAAGAAGAUCAACUGGAUGACCCAAACACGAUACUGUCAUUACUUUCUAGUGGAUUUCUGUCCUCAUGAUCUCUUCGUUAACACGAAAGCUGAUAUGGGAGUGUGCGAUAAGGAACAUUGCGAAUACACCAAGUCGCGCUUUGAGAAAUGGGAGGAUUGUGCGGAAAAGAGGGCAGUGCUCGACAAAUACUCUCGCGAGUUACUGAGCUUCUUGGAGUACUUGGAGACGCAGUUAGCACAUAAGAUUCGGAGAGGUAAGGCUCGAGUCAGCGCCGAGAUACCGGAUAUAGAGAUACCACCACAGAAUAAGGAGCAAAUAGACGAAUUAAAGGGUCGUAUACAUGGUAUAGUGAAGGAGGCCGAGGAGCUCGCCGAGAAAGGGCGAAUCGCGGAUUCUGAGAAAAAGAUGGGACAAGCUGAGCCGCUGAACUCGAAGAUCCGCGAGCUUAGUGGUGAGAAGUAUAUGAUGAUGACUCGAACUGAAUUCGUUUGUGAUGUCUGCGGUGUACUCGUAACACUCAAUGAGAACGACCCCAAGGCUAACGUGGAGAAUCACGAACAUGCACGUUUGUAUCUUACAAACUUCUUUUCAGAGGGAAGCAGCACCAAGGGUGGGCUAAGAUCCGCGAGACUAUAUCGAUUCUUCGAGAAAAGUUCUUGUCAAGUGGUCCCAUACCAUCUUCUUCUCCUUCGUUUUUGCCACCGAAAGAGGCAACAACAGCAGAUGGAU
Perkinsus marinus ATCC 50983 is the source of this 813-nucleotide messenger RNA. RefSeq lists its product as hypothetical. Lineage: Eukaryota; Perkinsozoa; Perkinsida; Perkinsidae. The record is from RefSeq and is a predicted model, not a curated record. The annotation marks the transcript as partial. Gene Ontology annotation, molecular function: mRNA binding. Gene Ontology annotation, biological process: mRNA splice site recognition. The transcript is spliced from 7 exons. Gene Ontology annotation, cellular component: U2-type prespliceosome; U1 snRNP.